Molecule: messenger RNA, 655 nt
Organism: Anopheles coluzzii
Lineage: Eukaryota; Metazoa; Arthropoda; Insecta; Diptera; Culicidae
Product: cuticle protein CP14.6-like
Exons: 3
Coding region: 138-506 (122 amino acids)
Cellular component (GO): chitin-based extracellular matrix
Molecular function (GO): structural constituent of chitin-based larval cuticle
Source: RefSeq, a predicted model, not a curated record
CGGGCGGUGGCUCUAAUCGUCAGUGUCAGCUAGCAAUCUAAAACAUUAACUCUCUUAGAGCCAUCUGUUCAGUCGCCCAGUGGCCAGUUUACUCGCAUUCGACCAGUGUUUCGGUGAAGUAGUUCAAGUGCAUCAAAAUGAACGCCCUGCUCGCUCUGGUGGUUCUGAUGGCGGCGACCGUCUACGCCGCUCCGGUCGACAGUGAUGCCCAGGCACAGAUCGUCAGCCAGACGUCGGACGUGCAACCGGAUGGUUCCUUCAACUAUGCAUUUGAAUCAGCAAAUGGAAUCAAGGUUGAAGAUCAGGGAUCGAUCAAGUCAAUCAAGGUGCCGAAGCUGGACGAAACUGGCCGCCAGAUCGGGGAGGAAGAUGUGCAGGUUUCGGUACAGACGGGUUCCUUCCAGUAUACCGCACCCGACGGUCAGGUCUACACGCUAAGAUACAUCGCGGACGAGAAUGGAUUCCAGCCGCAGGCCGACCACCUCCCGGUCGCUCCCAGCGCCUAAGCGGGAAUAGCGAAGGACCCUUUUUCUGAGGACAAUACUCAACACAACUAUCCGCAUGUACAUACACUUACCCUUUCCUAAUGGAAACAUUGUGUCUAAAAACAAAAAGAAAUACGAAAUGGUGUUAUACAAAAAAAAAACAAUUUCAA